This is a messenger RNA of Letharia columbiana, 276 nucleotides long. RefSeq lists its product as uncharacterized. Gene Ontology annotation, molecular function: G-protein beta-subunit binding. The record is from RefSeq and is a predicted model, not a curated record. The transcript has 3 exons. Bases 1 to 276 code for a protein of 91 amino acids. Gene Ontology annotation, biological process: G protein-coupled receptor signaling pathway. Gene Ontology annotation, cellular component: heterotrimeric G-protein complex. Lineage: Eukaryota; Fungi; Ascomycota; Lecanoromycetes; Lecanorales; Parmeliaceae.
AUGCCAACGGCUUACGAGAUCCGCGCUGGGGGAGACGUCAAGAACAAGAAGCAAUCCAUGGCAGAUCUGAAGCUCCGUCGCCUGAAUGAGCUCAACUCGCGGCUGAGAGAAGACUUGGAGCGACCCCGGAUCAAGGUGUCAGAAGCCUCAAUGUCAUUAAUACAAUACUGCACAAACACAAAGGAUUUCAUGGUCCCCUCCAUGUGGGGCUCGGUCGACAAGCGCGAAGAUCCAUAUGCACCACAACAAUCAAAAGGCUGUUGCACGAUCAUGUGA